Molecule: messenger RNA, 765 nt
Organism: Paramuricea clavata
Lineage: Eukaryota; Metazoa; Cnidaria; Anthozoa; Malacalcyonacea; Plexauridae
Source: the annotation of a GenBank genome assembly
AUGACGGUCCAUCCAGCCAAAACAGAAGCCAUGCUCAUUAAACGCGGAACUUUCGUAGGUCCUCUACCACCAGUACAGUUAAAUGGCAGUUUAGUGAAGUGGGUAAGGAAGUCAAAAUCUCUAGGAGUGACUUUGGACAAUAAGCUGAAAUGGAAUGAACACACAGAAAAUGUCAAACUUGCAUUCGCCAGGAAAUUAAAUUUGUUAAAAUCAAUGGGUUUCCUUCCAAAAAAUAUGCUGGAAGAUUUUUACCGGAAAGUAAUCUUUCCAUCCAUAACAUACUGCAUUCUUGUUUGGGGAAACUGUGGUAAAACACAUUCCAAAGCCUUGGAAAGGUUGCACACAAGAGCCGCACGUAUAAUCUACAGGUUGAUUUGGGACAUACCAAGCCAAGAAGUGAUACAUAAAACUGGCUGGAAAACACUGAGCAGUACGUAUAAGCAAAGAGUAUUAAGCACUGUCCACAAAUGUUGUUACGGUGAGGCACCAGACCAACUCUGUCAGAAUAUAAUUACAAAGAAAGAUAAUAACAAUUUAAGAGGAUCAGAAAAGUUGGUCAUUCCAAGACCAGAAAUCAACUUCCUGCAUAAGUCAGUAAAAUUUAGGGGAGCAGUAUUGUGGAACAAACUACCGACCAAUCUUAGAAACGAGGAACGACAUAAUAAUUUUAAAAUGUUGAUACGGCAACACGAUCUUGAGGCAAUGGAUUUUACCUCCUAUACAAACACUAAUGAUCUGAACUAUAUCUAUUUUCAACUUUUCUAG